Messenger RNA from Ambispora leptoticha, 1385 nucleotides. The record is from the annotation of a GenBank genome assembly. NCBI's taxonomy places the organism in Eukaryota, Fungi, Glomeromycota, Glomeromycetes, Archaeosporales, Ambisporaceae.
AAAGAAAGAGAAUAAACCGGAUCCAAGUCAGGAAAAUAAUUUAGGAGAACAGCAAAGACAGCAAGUUCGCGAAGCGGCUUCCCAAUUAGUUGGGAAUAUUCUUGACAAUCAAAAUAAUUUUAACCAAUUAACGACUAAUCCGGAUGGUACAAGACGGAACAUUGAUGAUGUAGAAGAAAUUUUUUUAUCUAGCAGCCUUAAUCAGUCGCCCCAGUCCCCUUCCACACCAGCACCAACUCAAAUUACUGGUUCACUUCCCCCGAUAGUUGUCGAACAAAGUUGGUACGAAUUAAGGGUUUUUAUAAUUGCUUGUUUACAAAAUCCUAAUCAAUCUAUUUUAGAAAAUGUGCGAUUACGGAUUAAAAAGGAAUAUUUAAAAGUAAUUCAAGAACUAAAAACAGUCAAAGAAUUAUUUGAGAAAUAUAACCAAAUUAGAACUAAUUUAGUAAUUAAUAAAGUAGAUAGAAGCAAGGAGUUAAUUGCCAAAGAACCAGCCCAACAAGAUUCAGUGCGGAAGUUAAUUAAUGGCUUGCUUCAAGAACAGCAGCAAGAAUUAGGGAAAAUCCAAAGUUAUGAUAUUUACAUUUUACGGGUGGCAAGCAGCCAUUAUGGUGCUGGACCAUCCUCGGGGGUAGCUCACUAUUUAGCCCUUUACAGUGCUUUAAACAAAAUACCACUACCAAAAAAUUUGGCUUCUACCGCUACCAUUAAAGGAGCGAAAGUGGGUGGGAUAGGAGGGUUGAAAAAUAAAAUACAAGGUUCUUUAAAAAAAGGAAUAGACACUUUUAUUCUUUCUGAAACUAAUAAAAGGGAUGAAAAAUAUGAAGAGCAAAGUUUUGAGCAUAUUCCCCCUGACAUACAAAAUAAAAUUAAAGAAGUUCACUUUAUUAGUCAAGUUAACCAAAUAAAAAUAGCCUUAAAUGAGAUAUUAAAUGGAACCAUCAAAGAUAAAGUUCAUGUUUGCGGAAAAAGUGAAAUUCCAGAGAAAAAACCAGAAGAGGACAAAGAACCUCGCGGACCUCCUAAUAAAGAGCCACAAAAGGAACCUUCCAUCACUUCCGAACAACUUUUAAAGGUAGUUAAUAGCGUUUUAAGUCUCCAAAAAGAAUAUCAGGAAAAAAUUGCGAACCUCUCUAAUCAGAGAACUCCGAAUCAAGGUAAAAAGUUAAGAAAAUUUACUGCUUGCUCUGAUGGAAAAAUAUUGAAAGAGGAAGAAGUUGAAGAAGAUGACAAAAUGAUUUGUGAAGUUUGCCGUCAACAAUUUGAAGAUGUUAAGAAGGGGGAAGCAAAAGUAACAGAAGAAAAAAUGAGAAACGAGGACCCAACUGACCCUAAACCAGAGGAAGUGGAGCAAAAGAAAAAACAGUUAUACCAACAAUACGAAG